AUGGGUGUUUUUGAUUCUCAUAAAAGCUUUGGUAAAGCAAUACUUUAUACAUGUUCUGCAGAAUCAAAGGAUUUUUUCAAAGUAUACGAGUCAUCAGAUGACAAGAACGUGAUACUUUCUCCUCUUGGCGUGUUUACGCUAUUGUUGCUUUACGCAUUUGGCGCUGAGGGCCAAGUCGCAGAUGAGAUAGUCGAGUUCCUUGGAGCUGCAAAUAAAAGACAUCUUACAGAUUCUUACAGAAAACUGAGCAGAGAAUUGAGUAGUAUGGAUCCCGAUCUACUGGCUUUUUCAGAUAAUGUGUAUAUCGAUAACCAAUAUAGUUUAAACAACAGCUUCAUUUUGAAUGCAUACUCAUACAAUAGCGAAGCGGAUAUUAUUGAUUUUCGCAACCCAAAAUCCGCUGCCAAAACUAUAAAUGAAUGGGUAUCCACCAAAACUAAAGGGAAAAUCAAUGAAAUAGUGUCUGAAGAUGAUAUUACGUACGAUCUAGUUGUUGGUCUUUAUAACGUUAUAUUCUUCAAGGGCCACUGGGCUGUUCCGUUCGACGAAAGUGAGACCAGAGAGCAUUGUUUCUUAACAGACGACUUUCAACUUAUAAAGAAACCCAUGAUGCAUCUUCUAAAAUCAUUGGAUUAUUUUGAAGAUGAAGGAGCCGGUGUAAGGAUGAUACAACUGCCCUACAAAGAAUCUAAGUUUAAAAUGGUAGUGGUACUUCCUAGUCAUCUGAAUGGUCUAUCGAUGGUGUUGAGGCAGAUUUCGGAAACGGGACUAUUGCAUUAUGUUAAUCGAAUGAACCAUUCAGAAAUUGUAAUAAACUUACAUCUUCCUAGAUUUGAAAUAAAAUCCGAACACGAUCUUAAAAAUAUCCUCCCUAAGGUAGGCAUAUCCAGUAUCUUCCAUGGAGAUGCAUAUGGUGUAGUAAAUGAAGCCCCUGUGUCGGUAGACAAAGCUUUCCAACAAGCUUUCGUAGUAGUGGAUGAAAAGGGCUCCACCGCCGGUGCAGCUACAGGUUUGCAUAUUACAUAUACAUCUUUGACGCCUACAAUCCCCUUCAAAGUGGACCGUCCGUUCUUAUUUGCGAUCCUAUACGACGACAUCGUAUUAGUCGCUGGGACUCUCUCUCAU
This is a messenger RNA of Brenthis ino (lesser marbled fritillary), 1125 nucleotides long. The record is from the annotation of a GenBank genome assembly. NCBI's taxonomy places the organism in Eukaryota, Metazoa, Arthropoda, Insecta, Lepidoptera, Nymphalidae.